UGACCAUGCCCUCUUUCCCUGAAAUCUGCGAGAUCUCUCUCCCUACGCUAAUCCAAGAUCUUGAACUGUCCUCCAAUAUAUAAAGCCUCCACGUACAGAAAUUUUGAGGACCCAAAAAGAACAAGAGAAAACCAAUCUCUCUCUUCUCUCUAGUAAUAGCAAAAUUUGGUUUUCUUGAAUUUGCCCAACAUCAAUAGGAAGAGCGUGACUUUACAGAGGAAAACAAGAGGGGAGUUUCCGAAAUGGUUUCGGUUUCGAUGUUCGAGUUUUUUAUUGCCGAAGAAGCGAUUGUUCAAGAUCGGGAGUGGGAGAAAGAGAGGUAGAAGGCAGUCGUCUCGUAUCCGUGUUUCGAUCUGUUUCUGCAGGCGAUUGUGCUCCUUCAUUUGAGCACGGGAGUUGAUCCGGCGAUGGCCACGUCCGUGUUUCACGACCCCGUGAUCAUACUGGCCCUGGAAACACAAUCAUCUAUGCCCGUUCCCAAUAUCGAUCCGGAGUCCUCAAUUGCUGUAUGCGACUGCUGCGGCCUCACUGAGGAGUGCACGCCGGCCUACAUAGAGUGUGUCCGAGAGCGCCACAAUGGGAAAUGGAUAUGCGGGCUGUGCGCCGAGGCCGUGAAAGAUGAAAUCCUCAGGGACAACGAGAGCCAGAAGGCUGUUGGCACUGAAGAAGCAAUGGCCAAGCUGAGGAGUUUUUGCAAGAGGUCUAGUGAUUCGACGGGGCCGCCUCCGAAUCCGACGGUGCUUCUGAUAUCUGCGGUGAGGCAGAUCCUGAAGAGGGGUUUGGAGUCGAGAUCGGCUCCUGGAAGCCCUUCUAGGAACUUGACAAAAAUCCCUGGUGUUCGCACAUUGGUCCAAUCUUAAAGGAAUGAAUUGGAGACUUCAAAAAUAGGUCCACUUGGGUAUGAUUCAUAUAAUAUGUGAUAGGUAUAGCAACAAAAGGGAAACAGAGUUCAAGAAAAAGGAAAGAUUUGUUCAAUGUAGUGGUUUGGUGGAUAUCAGUAUCAUGUACUCAGAAGCAGAGAACUGUUAAAAAUCCAAAAAUAAAAGAGGAAAGUAAACAAAAGGGUGAGCAUGUAUAUAAAUAACUGGAAAAUCCGAGAACAUGACCAUGAUUUUCCUUGGUA
Messenger RNA from Syzygium oleosum, 1123 nucleotides. RefSeq lists its product as uncharacterized. The record is from RefSeq and is a predicted model, not a curated record. The transcript has 2 exons. Bases 408 to 860 code for a protein of 150 amino acids. NCBI's taxonomy places the organism in Eukaryota, Viridiplantae, Streptophyta, Magnoliopsida, Myrtales, Myrtaceae.